Messenger RNA from Dissoconium aciculare CBS 342.82, 978 nucleotides. RefSeq lists its product as uncharacterized. Gene Ontology annotation, biological process: mitotic sister chromatid segregation; kinetochore assembly; mitotic cell cycle. The record is from RefSeq and is a predicted model, not a curated record. The transcript has 2 exons. Gene Ontology annotation, cellular component: nucleus; chromosome, centromeric region. The coding region runs from base 1 to 978 and encodes 325 amino acids. NCBI's taxonomy places the organism in Eukaryota, Fungi, Ascomycota, Dothideomycetes, Mycosphaerellales, Dissoconiaceae.
AUGACAUCUUCGAAGCAAGAGACCACCGCAUUGCUCACAGAGCAUUUACGAUACACUCCGUUGACACUGCUUGACGAUGUCAUCAAUACAGCAAAUGAGCUUGUCUUUCGUGCCAUCAACGCUAUAGAGGAAGGUCUCGGUGCGGCGUCGGCGGCAAACUUGGGAUUCAAACUUGAUAAGGCCACACAUGCAGCAUUGAAAACGGACGAAGCCCGUCGAGAUGCGCUAGAGGAGCUGAAACAGAAUGAGAUCGAUAACGGCAUCGUCAAGUUGGAGAGCCUCUUGAAUGCGACGGUGGACAAAGAUUUUGACAAAUUUGAGAUCUACACAUUACGGAACAUCUUAGCUGUGGGUCACGAAGAGGAGGAUCUCGCGGACUGGGUGCGACUAGAUCAUUACAAGGGUGUCGAUGUGUCCACGACAGGGCCAGCACCCUCCCCUGAGGAGAUUGAGGCGCAAAGAUCUAGGCUCCAUGAGACGGCCAAAUUCAAUGUCAUGCUCAAAGCAGAAGAGGCUAAGAACGCCGCGAUCCUGUCUCAAUUGACUGCUCUCCUCAGCGCUGAGCCGGGCCACUCUGAGGCGUCCACUGCAGCGCCUUUGGCAUUCUUGAAUACUCCAGCAUCCACAAACGGCGAGCAAAGUUUGACACAAGCUACGCAAUACGCCCUGAAUCAGCUUCCAGCUCUUCGACAGCUUCUUGCACAGCUCAGUACUACGAUGCAAACGCUUCCGCGCGAAUGGGCUGCUCGACAUGACGAUGAGGACAAUGCCGAAGCUCGAAGGAGGCGAUAUCUCGAAUCACAGACAUGGCGUGCGCUCAAAGGAAGAGGCAUCGAAGCGGAAUCCUCGGGAAGUGCUUCAUUGACCACUGGACGUAAACUCGCUCAGACAGAGCUGGAGGGCAUCGAAGCUGUGGCCAGAGGUGUUGGCAGCACCACAACGCAGAACAAGGACCACGACACGGCAAUGGAAGAUUGA